AUGGCGAGCAAACUGCAAAGGGUGGGGUGGGUGAUGGUCACCCCUUGUUUGGACCAGCCUGGCACCCGAUCCGGCUGCCAUUUCGCUCACAACAACUCUUUGAGAUUCCCUCCAAAAGACUCCUCCUCCUCCUUUGACGACAUCGCCAUAUUCUCUCUCUCUCUCUCUCUCUCUCUCUCUUUCAUGUGGUGGUUGUACUUUUCCUUUGUGUCUUUGCUCUUUCCUUCUCUCUCUCUCUCUCUCUCUCUCUCUCUUUCUUUCUCUCUCUCUCUCUCUCUGAAUCUCUCUCUGAAUCUAUCUCUCUCUCUCUCUGAAUCUCUCUCUGAAUCUCUCUCUGAAUCUCUCUCUGAAUCUCUCUCUGAAUCUCUCUCUGAAUCUCUCUCUAAAUCUCUCUCUGAAUCUCUCUCUGAAUCUCUCUCUAAAUAUCUCUCUGAAUCUCUCUCUCUCUGA
Molecule: messenger RNA, 450 nt
Organism: Monosiga brevicollis MX1
Lineage: Eukaryota; Choanoflagellata; Craspedida; Salpingoecidae
Exons: 2
Coding region: 1-450 (149 amino acids)
Source: RefSeq, a predicted model, not a curated record